Molecule: messenger RNA, 471 nt
Organism: Vigna umbellata (rice bean)
Lineage: Eukaryota; Viridiplantae; Streptophyta; Magnoliopsida; Fabales; Fabaceae
Source: RefSeq, a predicted model, not a curated record
AUGGUGUUGCAGGGUGUGAGGUAUGUUCCUAAACCAAAGAGGAAUUUGAUUUCUAUAAGCUCAUUCAAUCUUAUAGGUUAUUCAAUGAAGGUUGAGAAUGGAAUAAUGAAGGUAUCCACUAGAGAUUCUAUCGUAGCCAAGGGCAGAAAAAGUAAUGGAUUAUACAUCCUAGAAGGAUCCACAGUCAUUGCUCAUGCUUCAGGUGCAAGUCAAACAAUAGAAGACAAAACUAGACUAUGGCACUUGAGGAUGAGUCACAUUAGUGAGAAAGACUUGAAAGAAUUGGAAAAGCAAAAUAGGCUAAUGAGAGACAAACUUCAGAAGAUGGAUUUCUAUGAUCAUUGUGUCUUAGGGAAAUCUCACAAGGUGAAGUUUGGAACAGAUAAGCAUACUUCAACCCGACCUUUUGAAUAUGCUCAUGCUGAUUUAUGGGGGUCAUCUAGAACACAAAAUCAUGGUGGAGGGACAUAA